CCUGCAACACAUGCUGUUAACACAAAGCUUUGGCCUUUCUAUAUCUAACUGUAUGCAGGAUGCUGGUGUCUCCUUGGAUUUUCUGUUGAUGAACUUUGGGAUUCUCUCUUUUCUUCAGCCAUAAUGUUAGUCGCUGCUUUCGCCCUGAUUCAGGACACUUGAAUAGUUUUUUAAUCAUACUGGUUGUCAACUUCCACCUAAAGGAUCUGGUGCUGCCCCACAGAAAAAUCCACAUUCCAGACCUGAGUGCUGCUUCUGCUUUGCCGAGAUGAUGCUGGCGGUGUGUGUUGAUGUGCCAGGAGGUUCAGAAAAUCUGCAGCUGCGGACCAUCCCCAGACCUCAACUUAAGGAUACAGAAGUCCUAAUUAAAGUUCAUGCGACUGCCCUCAACAGAGCCGACUUACUCCAGAGACGAGGCCUGUACCCGCCUCCCCCAGGUGAGAGUGAGAUCUUGGGUCUGGAGGUAGCUGGCACCGUGGCUGCCAUUGGCCCUGGGGUAAAGAGAUGCUGGAAGUCAGAUGACAGGGUCAUGGCCUUGGUCUGCGGAGGAGGAUAUGCAGAAUACGUCGCUGUGCCCGAGGAGCUUCUCAUGCCCGUUCCCCGUCAACUCUCUCUCUGCCAGGCGGCUGCAAUCCCAGAGGCUUGGCUCACUGCGUUUCAGCUGUUGCAUCUUAUAGCUCAGGUAAAGCAGGGGGAGGUCGUGUUGGUGCACGCCGGGGCCAGCGGAGUUGGAACGGCUGCUGUCCAGCUGGCUCGUCUGCUCGGUGCCAUUCCUGUCGUCACUGCAGGGAGUGCAGAAAAACUCAAGAUGGCUGAGAAACUGGGCGCCGCAGCUGGCUUUAACUACAAAGAGGAAAACUUUGCAGAGAGAGUUAAUGAUUUUACAGAAGGCAGAGGAGCCGAUGUCAUCCUCGACUGCAUCGGUGGGAGCGCCUGGGAGAAGAAUGUGAGCUGCUUAGCCACAGACGGCAGGUGGGUGCUGUUCGGCACCAUGGGAGGCAAGACGGUAGAAGGAGACCUGCUGGGCAAACUGCUGUCCAAGCGAGGCCACCUGCUCAGCAGCCUCCUGCGCUCUCGCAGCCUUCAGUAUAAAGCUGAGCUGGUGAGGGCCUUCUCACAGAGAGUCUUGCCUUUCUUCUCAGACAAGCCUGCCUCCCUGAGGCCGGUGAUCGACAGCACAUUCAACCUGGACGACAUUGCAGAGGCUCAUAAACACAUGGAGGCCAACAGAAACAUGGGGAAAAUCAUCAUUAACGUGAUAUCACAAAGUCCUGAAACCCAGUGAUUUAUCAUGCUCAUGUUAUUACUUUGAAUUGUACAUUUCAUCCUGAUCAUUAAAGGAAUA
Molecule: messenger RNA, 1345 nt
Organism: Myripristis murdjan (pinecone soldierfish)
Lineage: Eukaryota; Metazoa; Chordata; Actinopteri; Holocentriformes; Holocentridae
Gene: tp53i3
Product: tumor protein p53 inducible protein 3
Exons: 6
Coding region: 269-1285 (338 amino acids)
Molecular function (GO): quinone reductase (NADPH) activity; quinone binding; NADPH binding
Source: RefSeq, a predicted model, not a curated record